UUGCAAGCUGUCAAAUAUCUUUUUCACUGUAGUUUCCCAUCUAUUAUAAGAUUAGCAUGCAUCCUUAAGGUGCUUUUUCAUGCUGACGCUUGACGCUAGUUUCUAGCGUAAAAUUUGGUCACGUGAUGAGAAUUUAACACUGCGCCAUCUAAGAAAAAUUGUAGCGAAAAAGCUAAACAUAGUUUAGCUUUUUUAACGGGUGAUAUAAGCGUCAGCGUAACUCGAACAGUGAUAUCGAUAAUCAAUAGUAAUCGAUCUUUAUAAAACAACAACAAUCAGCUGUUACUUUGUGAUGAUAUAAAAAAAAAAAAAAAAUAGCGAGUGUAAAAAUAAAUAAAAACAAAUACUUAAAAAUAGCACAUACAAUUUUAUUCAAAGUUGCCAGUUAUUAUAUUAAGUGCGGUGUGAAUAUUAAAACUAUUCACAAUGAGUUUUGAGAAUCUAAACGGUUUUUAUUGUAAUGUAGGAAGUACGUGUUGUUUUUACAUGUGGCAUAUGUGAAAUGAUAUGUGAUGAUUACCAACACCAUCCAUGCCUAAAUGAUUAUGACGAUGUCCACUUAGACGAAAAUUAUUAUUUCUAUCCUCUCUUAGGUGAUAAAGAAACUAGUAUUCGACGAGCGAUUCUUCGAGACGGUAGGGAAGGACUGAUUGAAGAUUCCAUUUAUGGCAACAAAGAGAAUUGUUGUCAAAAUUCAUUUAAAUCUCCACCAGAAACUCAAAAAUCAACAAAGCGACGUAAUACGGCAGCAUCAAAAACAAGUAAAAAAAAAUUAAGUGACGAGGAGAUCGAACAUUUAAUUAUUGAGGUACAAAAUAGAAUUCCUUUGUGGAAUUUUAAUAUUUCACUAGCGGAAAGAACACGAGAAAUAACAGUUACGCUUUGGGAAGAAGUUUCUGCAGCAUUGAAUGGAAAAUGAAGUGCUACCGAAGCUAAAAAAAAAUUUAAAAGUUUACGUGACACCUACCGUAAACUUAUUCAUGCAGAACAUCGCGCUAGUGGUUCAGCUACAGUACCACCUGGAGACCCCUGGAAAUUUUAUCAUUGCUGCGAGUUUCUCCGAGUUUCUCAAUGCAAUGAGGAAAUUGCCAAUUUUUAUCAAAAUCACCUGCAAUUUUUAACCAGUCACGGGUUGUUAAAGGGUAAGGUAACACCUUCGGCUGAAGACAAUCCCAUAUAACUUGACAAGUUUCAGCAAUGAUAUUUGCGGUUGACGUCACACCAACGAGAUAAUGAUAUGAUAUAGAUGUCAUACAAUCUCCUGUCGCCAAAUAUCUAAAAGUAUUUUUUAUAAUUAGUAUUAUUUUACUCCACGAUACUAAAUAAUAAUAACAAAGUUUACGUGAUCUUAUCGCAGAGUCAUAACAAGUCGAGCGGUAGCUGAAAUUGGUUCUCUCACAACGUUUUUUUUAGUUAUAUGUGGACCAAUUAAGCACAGCAAUUCUUCAAACUGAGAGGCAGACAUACGAAUGUAAUUUUCGAAUUUUUCAGGGAAUGAAGAAAGUGUUGGAAAUAGUGCUUCAAAACAUCCGUGUUCUCGUCGUAAUUUAUACAACGGAUUUACCCUAAAUCUUUUCUUUUUAUACUUAUUUUUUUUUUUUUUUGAAUAGCGAUAUCAUUUA
Cotesia glomerata is the source of this 1622-nucleotide messenger RNA. RefSeq lists its product as uncharacterized. The coding region runs from base 503 to 919 and encodes 138 amino acids. NCBI's taxonomy places the organism in Eukaryota, Metazoa, Arthropoda, Insecta, Hymenoptera, Braconidae. The transcript is spliced from 5 exons. The record is from RefSeq and is a predicted model, not a curated record.